UGUGCUUAAUAAUAUUGAAGUGAAUAUACAGAAGUGAGAUUUUAGCUUUGGCAAAUAGAAAGAGAAAAAUGUCACAACAAAAAUUGUGGUUGAUAAUUAGUGAUAUGCUUAGAAAUGUGGUAUAGAUUGUGCACACAUAUAUUUAGUGAGAGAUGGUGAUUAUUUGAAACAAAAUACAUAACAAAUAUGAAUAUAUUUGAGUCGGUGUCAUCUAUUGCUGGCUGACACCGAAUUUUGACCGCAAAUUUCAACUCUAUAUAAAAAGUUGCGAAAAUGAUAAUGAGAACUUUGGUUCAACGUCAGUGAUGUUGACGCACGUCGCCAGAACAUCUCUUGCUUAACACAACCAUCAGGAGAGAAAAGGAAGAAGUAAGGACAGGCUUGAAGUUAAAAUGCUGUUCUAUGUAACCCGUAAGAACAUGGAUUCUGAAUAUGAAGUAAACACGAAGAGAGGUAGGGCCGGCACCGCCUCCGCCGCUGCAGCAGCAGCAGCAUCAGCAUCCCCUUCGUCGGCCCCCGGCGAGAAAUCCUGCAUCAUAUGUAGUUCCCGCACGCCCGUCUCGGACAUCGCCUCCCCGAGGGACCUGGCCUCUUGGCAGUCCCUCUACAAGGCGGCCGAGCUGCACAAGUUCGAGCCAAUUCUCGAGUUCGAGGAGUACCUGGACUCGGUGCCCGAGAUCUACUACCACAAGAAGUGCCGGGCCAACUUCACCAGCAAGAAGACCCUGGAGAAGUUGCAAGAGGACCAGCCAGGCACUUCCGGCCACGAGGACGAGCUAGACUACUCCGUCGACGAGGACGAAGAAGAGGAGGAGGAGGACGAUGACGACGACGAAGUCGACGACAGCGACAACAGAGCCAACAGGAAUAAGUCGUCUUUAAAGGUAUAUAGAUAUCCGUCAUCGCUACCCGCCUCUAUAUUCCCUCCUUCCUUCCUUCUUCCCGCUUUUAACUUCCUUGUUUUUUAG
Messenger RNA from Macrobrachium nipponense, 968 nucleotides. RefSeq names its product bromodomain adjacent to zinc finger domain protein 2B-like. The transcript is spliced from 2 exons. The coding region runs from base 393 to 968 and encodes 191 amino acids. NCBI's taxonomy places the organism in Eukaryota, Metazoa, Arthropoda, Malacostraca, Decapoda, Palaemonidae. The record is from RefSeq and is a predicted model, not a curated record.